This is a messenger RNA of Malaclemys terrapin pileata, 8951 nucleotides long. It is a transcript of the gene SLC36A4, whose product is annotated as solute carrier family 36 member 4. NCBI's taxonomy places the organism in Eukaryota, Metazoa, Chordata, Testudines, Emydidae. Gene Ontology annotation, molecular function: L-alanine transmembrane transporter activity; L-proline transmembrane transporter activity. The record is from RefSeq and is a predicted model, not a curated record. Bases 46 to 1533 code for a protein of 495 amino acids. Gene Ontology annotation, cellular component: vacuolar membrane. The transcript has 11 exons. Gene Ontology annotation, biological process: L-alanine transport; amino acid transmembrane transport.
GCCGGCUCCACAUUGAGGAAGGGCGAGCAGAGGGACCAUUGAAAGAUGGAAGCGGCGGCUAGAGAAGAGCUAGACAUGGAAGUAAUGAAGCCUUUAAUUGGAGAACAGGAUUCGGACAGCAUCUCUGAUGAUGAGCACGAAAAUGAAUUGUUACCAGUUGAGAAGCAUUACCAACUUGAUAAUCAAGAGGGCAUUACGUUUGUGCAAACACUUACUCAUCUCCUCAAAGGAAACAUUGGAACUGGGCUUCUAGGGCUUCCACUUGCGAUAAAAAAUGCAGGCAUUGUGCUUGGACCAAUCAGCCUUGUGCUUAUAGGAGUUGUAUCUGUUCAUUGUAUGCACAUCUUGGUACGAUGCAGCCACCAUCUGUGUCAGAGGUUGAAAAAGACCUCAUUAGGGUAUAGUGACACAGUUAGUUACGCCAUGGAAGUAGGGCCCCUAAACAGCCUUCAGAAAAGAGCUUCCUGGGGAAGGUGUGUCGUUGACUUUUUUCUUGUGAUUACACAACUGGGAUUUUGCAGUGUUUAUGUUGUAUUCUUAGCAGAAAAUGUGAAACAAGUCCAUGAAGGAUUUUUGGAGAACAGGAUUGUACCCAUGAAUGACACUAGUACCAGUGGUCCCUCUGAGAAAAAGAGUGUUGAUUUGCGAAUAUACAUGCUGUGUUUUGUGCCAUUUAUUAUCCUUCUGGUCUUCAUUCGUGACCUUAAGAGCCUGUCUAUGCUUUCGUUCCUUGCCAAUAUUUCCAUGGCUGUCAGCCUGGUAAUUAUUUACCAGUACAUCGUUCGAGAUAUAUCUGAUCCUCGAAAACUUUCCCCUGUGGCUGGUUGGAAGAAAUAUCCACUUUUUUUUGGUACUGCCAUAUUUGCUUUUGAAGGCAUCGGUGUGGUGCUCCCCCUGGAAAAUAGAAUGAAAGAAACCCAACGUUUCACACAGGCACUGAACAUUGGCAUGGGAAUUGUUAUGACCUUGUAUAUCACUCUAGCCACUCUAGGAUACCUGCGUUUUGGGGAUGAAAUCAAAGGCAGCAUCACUUUAAAUCUGCCACAAGAAGUAUGGUUGUAUCAAUCCGUGAAAAUUCUGUAUUCCUUUGGGAUUUUUGUGACCUAUUCAAUUCAGUACUACGUCCCAGCAGAGAUCAUCAUUCCAGCAAUUACCUCAAAAGUGCAGCAAAAAUGGAAGCUGUUCUGUGAAUUUAUGGUCAGGACACUCUUGGUCUGCUCAACCUGUGCUGUAGCAGUCUUGAUCCCUCACCUAGACCUGGUGAUUUCCUUUGUUGGUGCCGUAAGCAGCAGCACUUUGGCAUUGAUCCUGCCACCUUUGGUUGAAGUCCUCACAUUUUACAAGGAAAACUUAAGUGUGUGGAUAAUACUUAAAGACAUCUUUAUAGCUGUCAUUGGAGUCGUUGGCUUUUUAACAGGGACAUAUGUGACAGUUGAAGAGAUCAUUUAUCCUGCUGCGACAGUCUUCGUUAACACUACAGAGAGCCCCUUUGAAGAUUUGAACACUACGCACUUGGUGACUGGUUUCAAUUAAUGGUGAGAGAACCAAGAAUCAUUUUGUUCCUAGGUGUGGGUUCUGAUUAGGAGAAAAAGAUCAUGAUAGAGCCUGUAGUUGGAAGUAUGGGCCAUAUUCAAAUGAACUGAAACAUUAAUUUCUGAACAAUAACACACCUCUUUCCUCCUCUUCCUCAUUUGCCCAUUGUGUAAAUCCUUCAGACCAGAUCUUUGUGUUAAGAGUCUCAAGCCUCCUCUGCUCUAUCUAGAGAAGGAAAGGACUGGUUUAGGUGUUGGGGGUGGGAAAUAUUUAGAUAUGAAUUGCACGUGCAACCAAAUAUAAUUAAUCAGAAAAUCAAAAUGCCUACUCAAAAGGGUGAAAUCCACCCCACACAUCCCAGCACCAACGUGAUGCCUGUGCACCACUUACAUCUCAUUAAAGCCCUGUUUUAAGGGGCUGGGGUGGGACUUAAGUAGUGUGUAGAUUUUCUGCUGGCUCUCAGUGAAGGGGUGAAUUUCUCCCCAGUGGAUAAUAGUUACUAUAUAUAUAGCUUGGAUUGUUAGUAAUGUUUCCAGGGACCUGUAGACUUACUUCCUGGAAGUGUUUCCUUUCAACAACUAUAAGUGCUUCGCUCUGAUUACUGGGCGUUAGUAUGUCUUAAAUCAAUGUGGUUUUGAAAAAUUACUAUGACUGUUCUUGCAGUCUAUUCACACUGGCAUCAAUGGAGUUCUGAAGACCUAAAGCCUUCAGGAGCAAGGUCUUAGUGCUUAACACAUGUACUGUAGACCACCAGUGUCAAUCAGUUUAUGUGCCAUUAGGCACGAGGUCACUUUUUCAUGCAAUCCAGAUCAAUAACAAGCAUUUUAGUUGAAGUAUGUAAAAGAUACCAAGCUCUUUCAGGAAAAUCCUCCAUCCCUAUCCUGCAAGCUGCUCUGUAUGGGUAAACCUAUGCUCCUGGGAAGACCCCAGUGAGCUCACUGGGGCUUCAUGCAGGCACGGGGGCCUGACUAUGUGGAACAGCUUGCAGGUUUUGACAGGGUAUGCUGCUUCCAGUCAUAGAACAAGUAAUUUUUAAAACCUGGUGGUUUAUGCCCUUUGGGCUUUGUAUGUGGUGCAGGGCCGGCUCCAGGCACCAGCUAAGGAAGCAGGUGCUUGGGGCAGCCAAUACAAAGGGGCGGCAGUCCGUCCGCUAUUGGGGCGGCAAGUCCAGGUCUUCGACGGAAAUUUGGUGGCGGGUCCCUCAGUCCCUCUCUUCCUCUUUGAGCUGCUGCCAAAGUGCUGCCGAAGAGGAAGAGAGGGAGUGAAGGACCCGCCGCCAAACUGCUGCCGAAGAAUGGAGCGGCGCGAUAAAGCUGCCGCCAAAGUGCCACCGAUUGCCUUUUUUUUUUUUCGCUGCUUGGGACGGCAGAAAACCUGGAGCCGGCCCUGAUGUGGUGUCACAGAAUGUCAUCUUGUAUCAGAAAAAAUGUACUCUUUAAUGAUGCAGAAGUAGAUAACAAGACAGCAUCCAAGUUUACAAAUGACGAUGUAAGUAGUUUAUUUUGAUAUAUUUUUGGUAACUGGUGUCCUAAACCCUGGGCCUUAAAAAAAACAAAACAAAACAAAACAAAACACCUUUGUGAAUCUAUCCAUAACUGCAACUGUACAAAUACAUGAAAUGCUGUAUUUUUCUACCUAUUCCUAAAAGAUUAGAGUGGCUGUCUAUAUUUGUAUUAUAGCUACAUGUACAAUAGAGUAAUUAUUUUUGCAGUAUGUUCUGCCUUCAGUAGUAUUUAACAUGCACAUUACUGUAUUUUGGUUCUCCCCCAAUCCCAUUUCUGGAAAAUAAAAAGAGUAUCUGGGAAAGCUGGUAACUGUGGGGGGAAAUCAUCCUUUUGCUCCAGGCCAGUGCACCAUUUAAUCCUUCAUAAUAAAAAGCUCUAUUUUGAGGGCUUGUGUUGGGCUUUCUGGCCCCCCUCUACUGAAUUUCACCCUGAAUGCCGAAACCAAAUUGUUGUUAUUUUAAUUGAAAAAAACUCUAGAUUUUUUAAAAAGGAGUUUAUCAAAUGUCGUCUUAUAAAAAUGCUUUUCUAAAGAAUAUAUUUAAUUAUAACAUUUCUUGAGGAAAUAAAACCUCUCCCCUAACGUCCAUGCACAUUUAAGACAGAGCAAUAGCUAAUAUUUUUCUUGCCUUCAGAAUAUUUCCCCAGUCACCUACCAUAUGGCAUCAGCAUUAUAGUCCUUUCAUCUCCAUUUUAUGAGUGUUUCCAAUAGGGAUUCAGCAUAGUAGCAUAUGGUGUGAACUGCGUGUAGUUUUUUAAACAAUUGUUCUAAGCAGUGCUCUCAUUUUCAUUUCAGCAUGGACAAAAUUAAACAAAUGCUUGGCAGGCACUUUAAAGGAAUGCAGAUGUAAUGCUGUGUUACUAAUGUAUCCAGCACCUGUAAUAUUAAGGUGCCACCAAGGACCAUACGAGGACAGUGACUGGACAGGCAAAAAGUAACUUUAGCUUUUCAGAGUCGAGUAUUUAAGCCUUUAAGCUAUUUCUAAAGGAGAUAUUGCAGCCAAGUUUUUCAGUGUAUGUUUGGGGACAAAACCGGUUUACAAAAAAGGUACACGAGACAGUAGCAUCAAAACACAAUUUUUUAUUUAUUUAUUUUUUGCUGUGAAAUUUAUUUUAAUUGAUCCUGAACAUUUUCUACAUAUAUUUUUAAUAGGACUGGUAAACAUAACUUAGAUUUUUUUUCUCUCUCCUAUUGUUUUGGCAGCUCUUUCUGUUUGCGUGUGUGUUUGGAAGAUGCAUAAUUGCCAAAUUGCUUUCAUAUCAUCUGUUCUCAGUCUGCCGCUUGAUAGCAAAGGCCUCUGAGGUUGUGCUUCUGCCAACAUGCUGAAGGAUUUGGACCAGAAAUAUUUGGCCAGUGCAGAGCAUGGUGAUAAUCUUUGGCCAGUAUAGGUUGAUGUGCACCUAACGCUGUUUACAAAGCCAAAGCUAACAAAGGGGCAUGCCUAAAGAGAGGCUCCCGCAUCCUUAUUUACGUCCCUAAAGAUGUGACCCGAUUUUGUAAAGCACCCAGGAGUACUCCCUAACGUGAAUGCAGGUCAGACUUUUUGAAAACCAAACCACUUACUUAGGUGCCUAAUUAAGGACUUAAAAGCUUAGCUUUAGGCCCCCAGCUUUGGAAAUCUUGAUCCAAGAGUGAACACAUACAGAUCUCACCACAAAGCCUGCCCAUGGCACAUCCCAUCAUACCUAAUGGUGUCAUUCAGCAGUUUCUCACUCAGACUCCUUGCCACUGGACCCCUGAGUAUGAAAUAGCUUUUUUUAGUCUCUGGGUCAGUAUUGCUGUCUAAUGGGUGGCAUUUCAUUUAAAUUAAUGUGUCACUUAAGAGAUUUUUAAAUCUUUAUUAAUAUAUUUAAAGGCUUUCCACUAUACCAUUUUUAUUUUUCACCUACGGUGUAGGAUCUUUAUUACUUCAGCACUCACAUAUUAGGUUUGUUUGGCCUGCUCAAUCAUUUUUUUAAAAAAGUCUAUGGUCUCAGGAUAUUUUGUGUUGAAGAGGACAGAAGUGUCACAAAUAAAACUUCUGAGAGAUCAUCAAGUCCAAAUAUGACCGAAUCAUAGAAUAGAAUCAAAGACUGGAAAGGCCUCGGGAGGUUAUCUAGUCCAGUCCCCUGCACUCAAGGCAGGACUAAGUUUUAUCUAGACCAUUCCUGACAGAUGUUUGUCUAACCUGUUCUUAAAAAUCUCCAAUGAUGGAGAUUCCACAACCUCCCUAGGCAAUUUAUUCCAGUGCUUAACCACUCUGACAGUUAGUAAGUUUUUCCUAAUGUCCACCCUAAACCGCCCUUGCUGCAGUUUAAGCCCAUUGCUUCUUGUCCUAUCCUCAGAGGUUAAGAAACGAUUUUUGUCCCUCCUCCUUGUAACAACCUUUUACGUACUUGAAAACUGUUAUCAUGUCCCCUCUCAGUCUUCUCUUUUCCAGACUAAACAAACCCAAUUUUUUCAAUCUUCCCACAUAGGUCUAGACAUUUAAUCAUUUUUGUCGAUCUUCUCUGGACUCUCUCCAAUUUGUCCACAUCCUUCCUAAAAUGUAGCUCCCAGAACUAGACACGGUUCUCCAGUUGUGCCUAAUUAGUGCAGAGUAGAGCAGAAGAAUUACUUCUCGUGUCCUGCUAACAACACUCCUGCUUUUUUGCUUUUUUUGCAAUAGUGUUACACUGUUGACUCAUAUUUAGCUUGUGGUCCACUAUGACCCCCAGAUUCCUUUCUGCAGCACUCCUUCCUAGGCAGUCAUUUACCAUUUUGUAUGUGUGCAACUGAUUGUUCCUUCCUAAAUGGAGUACUUUGCAUUUGUCCUUAUUGAAUUUCAUCCUGUUUAUUUCUGACCAUUUCUCCAGUUUGUCCAGAUCAUUUUGAAUUUUAAUCCUAUCCUCCAAAGCACUUGCAACCCCUCCCAGCUUGGUCUCGUCCGCAGACCUUAUAAGUCUACUCUCUGUGCCAUUACCAAAAUCAUUGAUGAAGAUAUUGGACAGAACCGGACCCAGAACUGAUCCCUGUGGGACCCCACUUGUUAUGUCCUUCCAGCAUGACUGUGAACCACUGAUAACUAUUCUCUGAGAAUGGUUUUCCAACCAGCUUUUCACCCACCUUAUAGUAGCUCCAUCUAGGUUGCAUUUCCCUAGUUUGUUUAUGAGAAGGUCAUGCGAGACAGUAUCAGAAGGUUUACUAAAGUCAAGAUAUAUCACGUCUACCAUUUCUCGCCUAUCCACAAGGCUUGUUACACUGUCAAAGAAAGCUAUUGGGUUGGUUUGACAUGCUUUGUUCUUGACAAAUCCAUGGUGACUGUUACUUAUCACAUUAUUAUCUUCUAGAUGUUUGCAAAUUGAUUGCUUAAUUAUUUGCUCCAUUAUCUUUAUGGUACAGAAGUUAAGCUGAGUGGUCUGUAAAUCCCUGUCUUGUCCUUAUUUCCCUUUUUAUAGAUGGACACUAUAUUUGCCCUUUUCCAGUCUUCUAGAAUCUCUCCCGUCUCCCAUGACUUCUCAAUAGCUCAGGUAUCUCCUCAGUUAGCAACUUGAAUAUUCUAGGAUGCAUUUCAUCAGGCCCUGCUGACUUGAAGACAUCUAAUUUGUCUAAGUAAUAUUUAACUUGUUCUUUCCCUAUUUUAGCCUCUUCUGAUCCUACCUCGUUUUCAGUGGUAUUCACUAUGUUAGACAUCCAAUCACCACCAACCUUCUUGGUGAAAACUGAAACAAAAAAGUCAUUAAGCACCUCUGCCAUUUCCACAUUUUCUGUUAUUAUUUUCCCCCCUCAUUGAGUAAUGGGCCUAUCCUGUCCUUGGUCUUCCUCUUGCUUCUAAUGUAUUUGUAGAAUGUUUUCUUGUUACCUUUUUCUUGUUACCUAGCUAGUUUGAUCUCGUUUUGUGCCUUGGCCUUUCUAAUUUUGUCCCUACAUACUUGUGGUAUUUGUUUAUAUUCAACCUUUGUGAUUUUACCUAGUUUCCACCCUUUGUAGGACUCUUUUUUUGAGUUUCAAAUCAUUGAAGGUCUCCUGGUUAAGCUGAGGUGGUCUCUUGCCAUACUUUCCUACGCAGUGGGAUAGUUUUCUCUUAUGCCCUUAAUAAUGUCUCUGAAAAACUGCCAACUAUCUUCAAUUGUUUUUCCCCUUAGACUAGCUUCCCAUGGGAUCUUACCGACCAACUCUCUGAGUUUGCUAAAGUCUGCCUUCUUGAAAUCCAUUGUCUUUAUUUUGCUGUUCGCCCUCCUACCUCUCCUUGGAAUCAUGAACUCUUAUCAUUUCAUGAUCAUUUUCACCCAAGCUGCCUUCCACUUUCAAAAUCUCAACCAGUUCCUCCCUAUUUGUCAAAAUCAAAUCUAGAACAGCCUUUCCCUUAGUAGCUUUCUUCACCUUCUGAAAUAAAAAAUUGUCUUCAAUACAUUCCAAGAACUUAUUGGAUAAUCUGUAUCCUGCUGUGUUAUUUCCCCAACAGAUGUCUGAGUGGCUGAAGUCCCUCAUCACCACUAAGUCCUGUGCUUUGGAUGAUGUUAGUUGUUUAAAAAAAGCCUCAUCUACUUAUUCUUCCUGGUUAGGUGGUCUGUAGCAGACCCCUACCAUUACAUCACCCUUGUUUUUUUUACCCCUUUUAGCCUUACCCAGAGACUUUCAACAAGCCUGUCUCCUAUUUCCAUCUCAACCUCAAUCCAAGUAUAUACAUUUUUAAUACAUAAGGCAACACCUCCUCCCUUUUUUAAUCAUAGAAUAUUAGGGUUGGAAGAGACGUCAGGAGCUCAUCUAGUCCAAUCUCCUGCUCAAAGCAGGACCAACACCAACUAAAUCAUCCCAGCCAGGGCUUUGUCAAGCUGGGCCUUAAAAACCUCUAAGGAAGGAGAUUCCACCACCUCCCUAGGUAACGCAUUCCAGUGCUUCACUACCCUCCUAGUGAAAUAGUGUUUCCUAAUAUCCAAACUAGACCUCCCCACUGCAACUUGAGACCAUUGCUCCUUGUUCUGUCAUCUGCCACCACUGAGAACAGCCGAGCUCCAUCCUCUUUGGAACCUAACUGCAUCCUCUUUUUUUUUUUUCCCUGCCUGUCCUUCCUGAGCAAGCUGUACCCUCUGUACCAAUAUUCCAGUCAUGCGUAUUUUCCCACCAAGUCUCCAUGAUGCCAACUAUGUCAUAGUUAUGUUUAUUUACUAGCAUUUUGAGUUCUUCCUGCUUAUUCCCCAUACUUCUUGCAUUAGUAUACAGACAUCUGAGAUAUUGAUUUGAUUUCCCUCCCCCCCCCCGCAGUUCUGUCUUGUCUCUCCUUUAUCCCUGUUAUAACAGCCCAUGCUCCCCCCAAAUUCUGAAUCUUCUCCCAGGUCUCCAUGUUCUUGACUUACCUCUGGGCUUUGGUCACCUGCCCCAUUCAAACCUAGUUUAAAGCCCUGUGCACUAGGUUAGCCAGUCUGUAUCCAAAUAUGCUCUUCCCCUUCCUUGAGAGGUGGACCCCAUCUCUGCUUAUGUUCCAAGGAAACAUUGCCAAAGAUUUUAAAUGAUAGGAAAUCUGACAAACUCUUAUUUUAAAUAAUAAGAUGGUUAUUUCUGUUUUAAAGUACUGCAAAGAGUGUAACCAGUUAAGAUGCAAGUAGACAAACUCCAGACUAAAGUGGAGAUAGUUUGCUUUAAUAUGAAUUUAAGAUGGGCAUAGAAGUACUUUAUCAUCAACUAAUUUAAAUUGAAAAAUGUAUGUCAUUGGAAUUAUUUUCUUUCUAAUAAGGAGUAGAAAAUUAUGUUUAUGUACUGUAUGUGCACUUAUAUUUAACAGGAUUGUAUUGUAUUAACCAUUUUAAUGUAACUUAAUCAUUGGCUGCACUAAAAAUAACUGGACCAUUUUCUUGUCUGUAAAUGUUCUAUCCUCAGACAUUGGGCAAGAAAGAGGGUGACUUUGUCUGGUGUUCUGUAACUGACAUUUUCUGUAUCUAAAUAAAGAUUGCAAAACA